AUGGCUACCGUUCGAAUCUGUGUAUGCGGUGACGAAGGCACCGGAAAGUCCAGCUUGAUCACCUCGCUGGUGAAAGGUGUCUUCGUCACGAACAAGAUCCAGCCGGUCCUUCCACAAAUAACGAUUCCUCCUACGAUUGGAACGCCCGAAAAUGUUACCACAACUACGGUCGUUGACACCUCUGCCGUUCCCCAGGAGCGCGCCAACCUGGCUCGCGAGAUCCGGAAAUCUAACGUCAUCCUUCUUGUAUACUCCGACCACUACAGCUAUGAACGUGUCGCGUUAUUCUGGCUACCGCAUUUCCGAUCGCUUGGGGUAAACGUCCCAGUUGUCUUGUGCGCGAACAAGUCGGACCUGGCUUCAGACCGCAGCGAGGCCCAAGUGAUUGAAGAGGAAAUGCUUCCGCUGAUGGCAGAGUUCAAGGAAAUCGAUUCGUGUAUUCGGACAAGUGCUAGGGAGCAUCGGAACGUCAACGAGGCCUUCUUCGUCUGCCAGAAGGCUGUGACCCAUCCCAUCGCGCCUUUGUUCGAUUCAAAAGAAGCUACCCUCAAACCAGCUGCGGUGGCGGCCUUACAACGUAUCUUCUACCUGAGUGAUCAAGACCGAGAUGGAUACCUGUCAGACAAGGAGAUCAAUGACUUCCAGAACCGAUGCUUCGGCAAAUCAUUGAGUGAAGUAGAUCUGGAACACAUCAAGGAAACCAUCCAGAAGACAUACCCGGAAUCGGUGACUGAAUCAGGCAUUGACUGCCGGGGAUUCAUUCAUUUGAAUAAACUCUACGCAGAGAAGGGCCGUCAUGAGACUGUAUGGAUCAUCUUGCGGGCGUUUCAAUACACGGACAAUCUCUCAUUGCAGGAGAGCUUCCUGCAUCCUCGAUUUGAAGUCCCGCCGUUCGCCUCCGCCGAGCUUUCCCCUGAGGGUUAUCGGUUCUUUGUGAACCUGUUCCUUCUCUCAGACAAAGAUAACGACGGCGGACUGAAUGAUGCCGAGCUCGCAUCGUUGUUUGCGCCCACCCCAGGCUUGCCUGCAUCCUGGGCUGAUGGUUCAUUCCCGUCAUCGACCGUUCGAAAUGAAGCUGGCCAUGUUACGCUCCAGGGAUGGUUAGCACAAUGGAGUAUGACAACCUUUAUGUCGCCGAAGACAACUCUAGAGUAUCUAGCAUAUCUAGGGUUCCAGUCUUCGGACCGGAGCAAUCAGUCUACCACGGCCGCCUUGAAGAUAACAAGACCGCGCAGGAAACGGCGUCGCCCUGGCCGAGUUGGUCGAAAUGUAGUCCAGUGUCACGUUCUUGGAGCACCGGGUUCAGGCAAGUCAGCCCUGCUCGAUGCUUUUCUCUCCCGAGGCUUCAGCACGACUUAUCACCCAACAAUCCAGCCCCGCACUGCUGUGAACACGGUGGAACUGCCGGGCGGGAAACAGUGCUAUCUGAUCAUGGACGAACUCGGUGAACUGGAGCCUGCAAUCCUGGAAAAUCAAGCCAAACUCCUCGACCAAUGCGAUGUGAUUGCUUACACCUACGAUUCCUCGGACCCGGAUUCGUUUGCUUACAUUCUCGCCCUACGGGCCAAAUAUCCUCACUUGGAGGAACUCCCUAGCGUGUUUAUCGCUCUCAAAGCGGACCUGGACCGGACUACGCAGCGGGCGGAGUACCAGCCGCACGAGUAUACUGCCAUGCUGAACAUGCCGAGUCCCCCACUCCAUGCCAGUGUCACCUGGAACUCCAUUCAGGAAGUAUUCGUGCAUAUCGCGGAGGCUGCCAUGGAGCCAAGUAGCGUGUUUCCACGUAGUGAGGAAGAGGAUGAAGGCAAAUGGAUGUCGUGGGGCAUCGCGCUUGGCGCUGUAGUUUGUGCUGGAGCGGCGGCGGUGAUGAUCUGGCGCCGAGUGAGUGGGAGUGGAAAUUGA
This is a messenger RNA of Penicillium chermesinum, 1902 nucleotides long. It is a transcript of the gene gem1, whose product is annotated as ERMES complex Ca(2+)-binding regulatory GTPase GEM1. Gene Ontology annotation, molecular function: GTPase activity; GTP binding; calcium ion binding. The record is from RefSeq and is a predicted model, not a curated record. Gene Ontology annotation, cellular component: mitochondrial outer membrane. NCBI's taxonomy places the organism in Eukaryota, Fungi, Ascomycota, Eurotiomycetes, Eurotiales, Aspergillaceae. The coding region runs from base 1 to 1902 and encodes 633 amino acids. Gene Ontology annotation, biological process: mitochondrion organization; small GTPase-mediated signal transduction; regulation of mitochondrion organization. The transcript is spliced from 2 exons.